Messenger RNA from Chaetomium globosum CBS 148.51, 1344 nucleotides. RefSeq lists its product as uncharacterized. Gene Ontology annotation, biological process: transmembrane transport; monoatomic cation transport. NCBI's taxonomy places the organism in Eukaryota, Fungi, Ascomycota, Sordariomycetes, Sordariales, Chaetomiaceae. The record is from RefSeq and is a predicted model, not a curated record. Bases 1 to 1344 code for a protein of 447 amino acids. Gene Ontology annotation, molecular function: monoatomic cation transmembrane transporter activity. The transcript has 6 exons. Gene Ontology annotation, cellular component: membrane.
AUGAGUUCUCCAACAACCCCGCGCGCCCCGCGAAACCGGGGUGCGCUUCUCCUACUCCAGGAUGAACCGCCUCUCGCGCCCAUAGGCCACGGUGCUUUGGCGUCCCUGAUCAGACACCGUGGGCGCGAGGAGGAGGAAGGUCUCGGCAGCGAUGGCUUAGAAGACGAGUUCCCGCGUCGUGAUGAGCGCCGCUUGAGUGCCAUCCUCAACAGUGCCAACAUCCGCAGUAUGCGCCUGAUCGGCAGCAGUAACCCCCGCUACUGCUGGGAGCGCUAUUGGAAAACUGAAGCUGAGCUGGCCACCAUGCCUAAAAAUGUCCGCAAAUACCACGAGCGCGUCAACUACCUGGUUCAGCAGUAUCUGUACAUCGACCGGUUGCUGGACUCUUCUCUCCCACACGACCUGCUCAAUGAAUACAACAACAUGCCGGCAUCUGCUUUUCGCGGUGUUGAGAUCCCUGCCACCAUCAUGGAGACAUCGUCGGCCUCCGUAGGAGAGCCGGCCCGCAAGGUGCUGCGGACGCCCAAGGGCAUAUAUUGCCCCACGGAGGCAACCCCUCUAUUUUCGACCCAGGACGGUGGCUCUUACGGUAGCGCUGCUGGCGACGGUGACGAUGAUCCCGAGGCCGGCCGUCCAAAGCCCGAAAUACCCUGGCUCGAAGACGACGUGGUCGACAGCGACGCGCCCAUCGUCACUCUCGCCAUUUACGUCAAUUUCGCCGCCAAUUUCAUCUUGUUGGCUGGCAAGUUUGCCGUUGUCAUGUCGGUACCGUCCGUCUCGGUGCUGGCUAGCUUGGUCGACGCCAUGCUCGACUUCCUCUCCACUGUCAUCGUCUGGGUCACCACCUGGCUGAUCCGCAAGCAAGACCAGUACCGCUACCCCGUCGGCAGACGGAGGCUUGAACCGUUAGGUGUUCUCGUCUUCUCCGUCAUCAUGAUUACGUCCUUUGUUCAGGUUGGCCUCGAGGCCAUUACUCGGCUUGCCUCACCCGACCGUGACAUCAUCGAACUCGGGAUUCCGGCUAUCUCUAUCAUGUUCGGGACCAUUGUUAUCAAGGGUCUGUGUUGGCUGUGGUGCCGCAUGGUCAACAAUUCGAGCGUUCAGGCACUGGGAACAGAGCCGCAGACGCGAGUACAGGGCUUACAAGCCUACCACGCGGGAGACAAGCUUAACGUCGAAGUCGACAUUGUGCUGGAUGCCAGCACCCCGCUCAAGGAUAGUCACGACUUGAGUGAGAGUUUGCAAUACGUCCUCGAGUCGGUCCCCAUCGUUGACCGGGCUUUUGUGCACGUCGACUAUGCGACCUAUAACCUGCCCACUCAUAUGGAGCAGCAGACGGGCUAA